AUGAAAUUCUUCACGAUUCUCCUGCUCACUGCUGCCACCAUAGUUGCCCUAACUUUGGCGGAAACUGCGCAAACCCGCGCACAAAAUUUCGUGACCGCUGUGCAAAAAGCGUGCGAAAAGACGACGUUGAUUUGCCUCAAACCAUUCUUGAACAAGGAUUUCAAGUACAUCAACGCUACCGCCACGUUGAAUAAAGGUACGGUAGAUUUUGGCGGCAAAAUGGCCACGAUGUGAUUUGUUACAGAAGAAUACGUCAAAUUCCUCAAAACCCAAACAAAAACUGAUUUGAGCGGCUUUAACUUCAAAGUCAAACAAGCUUCCGAUGCUUCUGGAGCUCAGGUCAAACUUCCAAUCAACGCCGCCGGAAAAUUGCUUUUGAACUUGUUUUUGGUGGCUGACGCAAAAGUUGAUGGGGGAGAAGCUGUGAUUUUGAUUGAUAAGAAGAAUAUUUGA
Caenorhabditis angaria is the source of this 453-nucleotide messenger RNA. NCBI's taxonomy places the organism in Eukaryota, Metazoa, Nematoda, Chromadorea, Rhabditida, Rhabditidae. The record is from the annotation of a GenBank genome assembly.